CUCAGUCAAACAUUAAGACAAACCAUAGUAGUCAGAGCACAGGCACCAACCGACACUCCUCGAACUCAUAGAAACUCAUUUCAAACUAAUGUUUUCCAUCGGACGCUCUUCUUUCUCUCUCCCGAAUCAAAGCUAAUUAUCCGCUGUUAGAUCAGAUCCAUCUUCCUUCGUGAACACACCCUUCUCCUCACCACUCCUUUUUCUACUUCCACUUUCUGAUUUAAGCUCCAACAGGCUUUUUCUCUCUCUGGUUUUUCUUCUGGUCUUAAAGUGGAAAUUUUUAAACUGCGAAAUUCCAAAUUUGCCCUUGAUCAAUGGUCGAGGCACAGACAUGGGCAACACGGAGAAUGAGCAACCCGAGAUUAACCGAUUCGACGGUGGAUUAUCAACUCUUGGAUAUGCCGGCAACUCCACCAGGUGAUGUACGGAACAGCAACGUUGGAUCGUUUUCGUUCAUAUCUCCGACUGUUUUAACGGCUCUGAUUAUCGCAUCAUGGUAUUUUUCAAACAUCAGUGUGCUGCUUCUCAACAAGUACUUACUCAGCUUCUACGGUUUCCGUUACCCAAUCUUUCUUACGACGAUUCAUAUGAUGGCUUGUGCUAUUUAUAGUUAUGUGGCAAUCAACAUUGUUGAGCUGGUGCCCCUGCAGCAUAUUUUAUCUAGAAAACAGUUUCUGAAAAUCUUUGCAUUGAGUGCCAUUUUUUGUUUCUCUGUUGUGUGCGGCAAUACUUCGCUUAGGUACAUUCCUGUUUCGUUUAAUCAAGCAAUUGGUGCAACGACGCCGUUUUUCACUGCAAUUUUUGCAUUUUUGAUUACUUGCAAGAAGGAAACCGCGGAGGUUUAUUGCGCUUUGAUGCCUGUUGUGUUUGGUAUUGUUCUGGCUAGUAACAGUGAACCCCUGUUCCAUUUAUUCGGGUUUUUGGUUUGUGUUGGAUCCACAGCUGGGCGGGCCUUGAAAUCUGUGGUUCAAGGGAUUUUGUUAACAUCAGAGGCCGAGAAGUUGCAUUCAAUGAAUUUGUUACUUUAUAUGGCACCCAUGGCUGUUAUGAUCCUACUUCCAUUUACUCUCUAUAUAGAAGGGAAUGUGGCUUCCAUUACAUUGGAGAAAGCUAGAAGAGAUCCUUAUAUUGUUUUCUUGUUGAUUGGCAAUGCUACGGUGGCUUAUCUGGUGAAUUUGACUAAUUUCUUGGUGACGAAGCAUACAAGUGCAUUAACUUUGCAGGUACUCGGCAAUGCCAAGGGGGCUGUUGCGGCCGUUGUUUCAGUCUUGAUUUUUAGAAAUCCUGUGACAGUAAUGGGGAUUACUGGAUUUGCUGUAACAAUCAUGGGUGUGGUGCUUUACAGUGAGGCAAAGAAGAGAUCUACAGCCACAACUCAUUGAUGCUAAGUAGAUAAUGCUUUAUAAAUCCUUUUUGCUUUAUUCCGUUCUUUAAAGCUUUGUUCUUUCUAUUUUCAUUAAUGCGAGGGAAGAAGAAGGUUGGCUUAAAAAAAUGGGAUUUGAUUGUAUAGAAUAAAUUCUCUCUUUUACUUUC
This is a messenger RNA of Mangifera indica (mango), 1533 nucleotides long. RefSeq names its product probable sugar phosphate/phosphate translocator At1g12500. Gene Ontology annotation, molecular function: antiporter activity. The record is from RefSeq and is a predicted model, not a curated record. NCBI's taxonomy places the organism in Eukaryota, Viridiplantae, Streptophyta, Magnoliopsida, Sapindales, Anacardiaceae. The coding region runs from base 315 to 1382 and encodes 355 amino acids. Gene Ontology annotation, cellular component: Golgi apparatus. The transcript has a single exon.